Mus caroli (Ryukyu mouse) is the source of this 3822-nucleotide messenger RNA. The record is from RefSeq and is a predicted model, not a curated record. NCBI's taxonomy places the organism in Eukaryota, Metazoa, Chordata, Mammalia, Rodentia, Muridae.
UGAGGCAGACCUGCCUGGCCAGCUGAACAACUUUCCUCCCGAGAGUGCUGGCCAGCAGGAGUCGAGGAGGCAGCCGGGAGAGUCUGAGCGGCCACCCGCUGGGGGGACCCUGCGGUCCUUCCGAGAGAGCUCUGUGCCUCUCGGUCCAAGGUGGGGCUCCCGCGACCAGGGUUUAUGGUGGAUGGCUCUGGGGCUGCUCCUGAAGCUGUGCCAUCCCCCUACAAGUCAGAGGGUCACUGCAGAGGCUGCGGGGGCUGGGGCAAGGGAGCCCACUCUGGAGCCCCAUGUGGAACCCAAGGACACAGCCGCCCUGCUGAAAGCAAGGCGGCCCAUCCUUCAAGACCGUGACCUCAAGACGGUGGCGCUCGGCCCUCUACCUCCGACGGGGGCGGGGGCCGCCCACCUCCAAAUCCCCAACUAUGACAACCUCUGCGCUCCGCCGCCAGGUGAAGAACAUUGUUCACAACUACUCUGAGGCCGAGAUCAAGGUGCGUGAGGCCACCAGCAAUGACCCCUGGGGCCCGCCCAGUUCGCUCAUGUCAGAGAUUGCUGACCUGACCUUCAACACGGUAGCUUUUGCUGAGGUUAUGGGGAUGGUGUGGAGGCGGCUCAAUGACAGUGGUAAGAACUGGCGACACGUAUACAAGGCUCUGACACUAUUGGACUACCUACUCAAGACGGGCUCGGAACGCGUGGCCCACCAGUGCCGUGAGAACCUCUACACCAUCCAGACUCUCAAGGACUUCCAGUAUAUUGACCGCGAUGGCAAGGACCAGGGCGUCAAUGUUCGUGAGAAGGUCAAACAGGUGAUGGCCCUUCUCAAGGACGAGGAGCGCCUGCGGCAAGAGCGAACCCAUGCUCUCAAGACCAAAGAGCGAAUGGCCCUGGAAGGCAUGGGUAUUGGCAGCGGGCAGCUGGGCUACAGCCGCAGAUCUCGGGGCUCCCCCUCUUCUUACACGUCUGCAUCUUCGUCCCCGCGCUAUGCCUCAGAUCUGGAGCAGGCACGGCCCCAGACUUCUGGAGAAGAAGAGCUGCAGCUGCAGCUGGCCUUGGCCAUGAGCCGUGAAGAGGCUGAAAAGGGGGUGAGAUCCUGGAAGGGAGAUGACUCUCCAGUGGCCAACGGCGCAGAACCUGCUGGCCAACGUCGUCAACGGGACAGGGAGCCUGAGAGAGAAGAGAGAAAGGAGGAGGAGACGCUGAAAACUAGUCAGUCCUCCAUCCUGGACUUGGCUGACAUCUUCGCACCUGCCCCGGCCCUGCCUUCCACACACUGCUCUGCUGACCCAUGGGACAUCCCAGGUCUCAGGCCGAACACAGAGCCAAGUGGCUCCUCUUGGGGACCUUCUGCAGACCCCUGGUCUCCAGUUCCCUCUGGAAAUGCCCUGUCCCGAAGCCAGCCUUGGGAUUUGCUUCCUACUCUUUCUUCCUCUGAGCCCUGGGGCAGGACCCCAGUGCUGCCUUCUGGACCCCCCAUCGCAGACCCCUGGGCACCAAGCUCCCCUACCCGAAAACUCCCCAGCACUGGAGCAGACCCUUGGGGGGCCUCUAUGGAGACCUCUGACACCUCUGCUCUAGGUGGUGCCUCGCCCUUCGACCCAUUUGCCAAACCUCUAGAAUCCACAGAACUCAAGGAGAGCGGGGACAGUGCCCAGGCCCUGCCCACGGGGAAGUCCCCCAGCCCUGUGGAGCUAGACCCAUUUGGAGACUCCAGCCCCAGUUGCAAGCAAAAUGGCAUGAAGGAACCUGAAGCCCUUGACCUGGGUGUGCUAGGAGAGGCGCUACCGCAGCAGUCAGGAAAGGAAGCGCGCCCCUGCCGGACUCCGGAGUCCUUCCUGGGCCCCUCUGCCUCUUCUUUGGUCAACUUGGACUCACUAGUCAAGGCACCCCUGGCUGCAAGGACCCGGAAUCCCUUCCUGACAGGUCUGGGUGCUCCGUCCCCAACCAACCCGUUUGGCGCGGGCGAUCAGGGCAGGCCAACCCUGAACCAGAUGCGUACCGGCUCCCCUGCUCUGGGCCUGCCGCUGGGGGGACCCGUCGGGGCGCCCGUGGGCUCUAUGACCUACAGCGCCUCUCUGCCCCUCCCGCUCAGCAGCGUGCCGGUCGGCGCGACCCUCCCCGCCUCGGUCAGCGUCUUCCCGCAAGCGGGAGCCUUCGCCCCGCCGCCGGCGAGCUUGCCUCAGCCACUGCUGCCCACGUCCGGCCCAAUAGGGCCGCUGCCCCCACAGGCUGGCACUAAUCCCUUCCUCUGAGACGCUUUAGCGCCUGCGCGCGAAGCCCCGCCUCCUCGAGGGCGGAUCGUGCAGGUUGAGCACUGAUCUGUGGACCCCCCUGACACAUCCUGAAACCCAACUAGGGACUGACCGCGUCUUGGGGACGAAGACUACACCCACCUAAUAAAGACUGGAAUCUACGUCCUCAACUCUUACCAAGUGGACUUUUUUGAGGGGUGUGGCAGCUGGAUCAGGACCCCCACACCCAUUACCUGCUGAGGCAGAAACUCCUUGACAAUCUGAAUUUCCUCAUAGCCCUCUCAACCCCCACUCCCCUUUCCUCUAGGCCUGGUGCCUCCCUUUCAUGCUGUCUCAAUCAUUCAGGCAUUCGUCCAUCACACACAGGAUACUCCUAAAGUAAGGGGCGACGGCAUUUGCUCAUUCUUUGAUGCGCUAUGCACCUUAGGCAGAGAAUUUCACCUAAUCACAUUGCAAGGAGCCUAGGCGUUACUUCAGAGUUUGUAAGGCCCUACCUAAGCUGGAUAUGCAGUACUCUCUGUCCAAAACUGGGUUAAGAAUUUCAAAACAGAGUUGAUAAACAUGGUGACACAUACGAGUAAUCCCAACACUUAAGGGGGUGGAGGUAAGAGGAUCCUGAGUUCAAGGCCAGCCCGGGCUUAACAUUAUUAUUAUUAUUAUUAUUAUUAUUAUUAUUAUUAUUAUUAUUAUUAUUAUUAUUAUUUUAAAGACAAGGCAGGAGAAGAAUAAACUAAAGGUCCAAACUUCCCAAGAGAGGUAGCACAGGUCUUUCUUAACUAGUCCUAUUUAAUAGCCAACAGAGGCUUUCGAGAAGUACAGUGACAUGUUCUAAAUCACAAAGCUGGAGUGACGUGGGGCUGGGAUUCAGAGUCAGACAGUCUGGCUCCCUGGGGAGGAUCAGGUUUAAUACAGCAAACACUGACUGUCUUGGACGAAAUGCUGGGCUCAUCCAGGAGGAACCUAGGAUGGCUGAACCCCCAUCUUCCAGGAGCUAGGAGGACAGAAAGUCGACAAGCCAGUAGCACUGGAUAUAGCUGCAGUACAGCCAAUCACAGGAAACAUCUUCUCUUAUGUCUCACUUGGUCAUCCAAAUCCAACUCUGCCCCAGCUCCUUUCACCAGGGCUGAAGAGAGCCACCUUGACCAUCUGAGGUCUGGACCUCUGCAGGGUUGUUGCAGGGGUUAGGAAACCAAACACAGCCAGCACCUGGACUUCUGCCUUGAGGGUUACCAUGGCUACCCACGUGUGCUCAGGACCCAGGGUCUGACCUGGCAGGCAGCUUGGGUCUGGCUUUGUUCUCUUUGGGGUCACCGAGAGCAUGUGGACUUCCUCAGCCUGAAGCACCAUAGUCAGAGGUGGCCCCGUGUCACUGUCCUUCUUAGGUACAUGGGCAAGAGCUGUUCUGGUUGUAAGGGAGGGCAGGCAGCCACAGGGCUGCUUCAGGCAGGAGGGGGCAAGAGCAGCUGCUUAGAAGCUGAGCCUAGCAAACUCUGCUCCAGGGCUGAACUUAAUGAUAAUCGCCUAGUAAUGAGUGGUUAAGUCGCUCUUGAGUAAACGACUUCACCUCUCUGUG